Molecule: messenger RNA, 1434 nt
Organism: Venustampulla echinocandica
Lineage: Eukaryota; Fungi; Ascomycota; Leotiomycetes; Helotiales; Pleuroascaceae
Product: Alpha-ketoacid dehydrogenase kinase, N-terminal
Exons: 4
Coding region: 1-1434 (477 amino acids)
Biological process (GO): protein phosphorylation; regulation of glucose metabolic process
Cellular component (GO): mitochondrion
Molecular function (GO): pyruvate dehydrogenase (acetyl-transferring) kinase activity
Source: RefSeq, a predicted model, not a curated record
AUGCUGCGCUCCUGUUCGCAGAAUGGGCAACGGGUAGUGGGGCUAUCCGCUGGAUAUGGCUCUGGCGUGAACGGGUUGUCAUGCCAUGUACGGUUUACUCAUGGCCCUCCGCCCUGGCGGCCAGCUUAUUCCCUAGACCAAUGGGUUGCAAGGGAAGCUCGACCUAUAAGCCUCAGACAGCUCAUGGUGUUUGGUCGAACCUUGACUGAGUCACGACUAAUAAGCUCUGCCAAUUAUGUCCGAACAGAGCUGCCCGCCCGGCUGGCCCAUCGAAUUCGAGAUAUGCAAACGCUGCCCUACGUCGUUGUCACGAACCCGCAUAUCAGCCAAGUAUAUGAACUAUACCUCAAGGCAUUUGAGAGUCUGCGACGUGUACCAGAGAUCAAAACAUUGGAAGAUAAUGCGGAAUUUUGCGAGAAGAUUGGUGAGAAGUUGCAAGAGCAUCUGACUGUGAUCCCAAAGUUGGCAAUGGGUGUGCUGGAGUGUAGAGAUCUUAUGAAGCCAGAAGAUAUGGACAAAUUUAUGAACACCGUCUUACGUUCCCGGAUAUCUCGCCGCGUAAUAGCAGAGCAGCAUAUCGCCCUCACAGAAACGUUCCACCACCCACGCCACCCCCCUGAUGCCCAGCCCCGAGACAGCGAAUUCGUUGGCGAAGUCCUGGUCAAAUGCAAUGCUAAAGAAGUCGUAACACGCUGCGGUCAUGAAGUAGCGGCUCUUGCAUCCGCCGCGUACGGAUCAUCCACUUUAUUACCCGAAAUCAAACUAUCUGGCCAUUUACAUGCCACAUUCCCUUAUAUACUGAGCCAUCUUGAGUAUAUAAUUGGAGAGCUAUUAAGAAAUUCCAUUCAAGCUAUCGUGGAAAGACAGAGGGCCAAACCAAUCCAAACAGAACGACCACCGCCCAUAGAAGUCACCAUCUGCGAGGCUCCACAGCAUGUCAUUAUUCGAGUCUCUGACCAAGGCGGUGGUAUCCCGAGGGAUAUCUUGCCACAUAUAUGGUCAUUCAGCAAGGGACCACGCAGCCGUGAACUCCUGGAAAACUUAAACCAGGUCCCAAAAAUCGCUGCCACAUUUCAAGAGCUGCGAGUAGAGGAUCAACAGCUACCCGAGGCGACUGAAGCCACCCCCCACGCUUCACCAUAUUUGGGAAUUGGAGCCAAAACCCACGCGGCCACAGAGAAGCUGGCCAGUCUAUCUUCCCACCAAGGCCCCGGAACGGUACGGGAGAGUUCCUUAGCCACAUUGACCAGUCGACCACCAAAUCUAAGACUUGGAAUGGGCUUGCCCUUGAGCAGAGUAUACGCAGAAUAUUGGGCUGGUAGUUUGGAGUUACAUAGUCUUGAAGGAUACGGAGUCGAUGCAUUUUUGCAAAUCAGUAAAUUGGGCAAUAGGAACGAGCAAUUAACCAUGCGGGCCAGCAUGGAUGCUGUUUGA